AUGGAAAAGUGGGAGAAAACGGGACAAAUUGGAGGUGCUGCUGCUGCUGCUGCUGCUACUCCCCUGUUUGCGUUUCAGAUGGAUAUAGUUGGUCCUCGAAAAAAUUGGAAAGACACAGUCAACCAAACGCAGUUUCGCGCCAAACUGAAGCAACUACGCAACGCAGUGGACGGAGAUGAUAUUGGGGUGGAGAUAAUGAACGCCUUACAGGUGGUCAUAGAGGAAGAAUUGCGCAGAGAAAAAAGAAAUGACAACGAUUUUGUCAGUUUCAGUAUUUUAGCCCAAGGCUUCAACCAUGCCUAUCAGAGUAUAAAUUUUACGGUAAAAGAAUUUUUACAAGGGUCCUUGCGAUUAGAUGAACUUUUGGAACAGUUGGCGGGAAAAUUAAAUAGCAAUGAGUCCUUUCAGCACAAUCAAUCAUUUGAAGUCAAUGUGGUAUUUGUCAAGACACCGCAACGUGGUAGUGGUAAAAAAAACAGAAACCCGGGUAUGCGAUGUCUAGAUAAUGAGAAUAAACGUAAACGAUGUAUAAUUCCUAUCAGAAAUAAUGACAAUUUAUGUUGUCCCAGAGCAAUUGUUACCAUGAUUGCUCAUUGUAGACGAGAGGAGUCCAAUGAUGCCUCAUUUCAUUGGCGCUACAUGAAAGAGGGAAAGGCGGUUCAGGAACAUGCUGCCCGUGAACUUUGCCAACAGGCUGGUGUAAAUCCUGGCCCGUGUGGAUGGGACGAAUUGCACAAAUUCCAAGAAUAUUUAAAACCGACGUAUCAAUUAAUAGCUAUGUGCCGAACAAAACCCUUCUUUCCCAUAUACAAGGGUCCGCCUGCCUCAAAGCAAAUUUGCUUACUAAAAUCAGAUGAUCAUUACGACGGAUGUACCUCGUUCUCUGCCUUUGUAAACAGGUCUUACUGGUGCUCGCUAUGCAAUAGAGGUUUUAAUGUGAACGAUGCCAAGAACCACCCGUGUGAAGGGCGCUCCUGCCAUUCGUGCAACCGAACAGAUUGUCCCGAUUACAAACGAGAUGGACAAGCCACAAACAUCUGUGAUUGGUGCAAUUGCCGCUUUUAUGGUGACAAUUGUUUUCAGCAUCACCUCACGACAAAGCAAUGUCAGACCCAUAAGACGUGUCUGAAAUGUUAUGCCGAAUAUCAUGUUAUCAAAGGCAAGCGUCAUCGGUGUGGAUUUACCACAUGCCCUUCUUGCAAGCAAGUGGUACACAUGCAAAGCCACAAGUGCUUUAUACAGCCUCACGUAGAGAAAGAAUCCCAACCCCAAAUGGAUGAAGAAGGAAACGAAAAACAGCCACUUCCUCCACCCUUGUACAUUUGGUCGGAUAUAGAGGCCAUGCAAAUGGCCAACCGAGAAUUUCAACCAAUAAUGAUUUGUUACAAGACCAGUGAAAGCGAGAACAUUGUCACCCACAAAGGAAAGGACUGUGUUUGUACGUUUCUGCAUGACUUGGAUGAAGCCACGGACAUACCAAACGAUGACCGUGAUAGACAGGUUAUUGUCAUAUUCCACAACCUCAAAGGGUUUGAUGGUGUAUUUCUUAUCAAUGAACUGUACAAGCAAAAGCGUACCGUCGAAAAUCAGCUAACCAUCGGUUGCAAAGUGCUGGCAUUUCAGAGCGGCUCUCUCAUGUUCAAAGACUCGCUAUGUUUCAUACCAUUUCCGCUAGCCGCUUUUCCGGCCACUUUCAACUUACAAGAACUCAAAAAAGGGUUUUUUCCACAUGCAUUUAACCUUCCCCACCACCAAGACUAUGUGGGCCAAAUACCAAGUAUCGAGUUUUUCGACCCCGAAGGAAUGAGUGACAAGAAAAAGAAUGAGCUUGAACAGUGGCACGCAAAGCAAGUACGAGAUAAUGUGCAAUAUGACUUUCAAAAAGAAAUGCAAGAAUAUUGUGCAUCUGAUGUGCAGUUAUUACAGGCCGGUUGUGAAGCGUUUGCCGCCGAAUUUGAGACAGUAGUAGGGUUCAACCCCUUUUCUAAAUGCGUGACCAUCGCGUCAGCAUGUCAUUUGUAUUGGCGCAAACAUUGUCUUGAAGAAGAUACGAUUGCUAUAGAACCACUAAAAGGCUGGAGGGGGGGAAAUGUGAACCAUUCGGCCAAAGCUUUACAGUGGCUUUAUUACGAGGAAGAUCGUAUCCCAAAAAAAGGUGUCAGUGCAGACAGAAUUAAACAUGCCAGAAAUGGAGGGGAACAGCGUGUCACAACACCAACAGAUUCCUACUUUGUUGACGGAUUCAAUCCUGCAAGCAACAUGAUUUAUGAAUUUAAUGGGUGCUUCUGGCACGGCUGCAAAACCUGUCACAGCAACAAUCGACACUGUAAGCAUGCAACAAAUCCCGACCGAACCAUGGAAGAAUUGUACAGAGCGACUCUUGCUAAGGAAGAUGCGCUAAGAACAGCAGGCUAUGAAGUUAAUGUGAUGUGGGAAUGCCAAUGGGAUGAGUUAUGCAAGACCAAUCCUUUUGUCAAGAACUUCAUAUCCGACCUAAAAUUGGUGGAACCUCUCGAACCUAGACAAGCAUUUUUUGGGGGCAGAACGGGAGCGGUCGCGCUGCAUGCCAUAGCUCAAGCAAAUGAACAAAUCAGAUAUAUUGAUUUUACAUCGUUAUAUCCAUGGGUGAACAAGAACGCAUCCUAUCCGAUAGGCCAUCCCUCGAUCUUCACCAACCCGCGCAGUCAAAACAUCGAAGAUUAUUUUGGGCUGGCCACCAUAGAUAUCGUUCCACCCGCGGGUUUAUUCCACCCAGUCCUGCCCGUCAGAAGUGGGAAUAAGCUCACCUUCCCACUUUGCAGUACGUGUGUCAAAAUAGAGCAAAUGAAACCCAUGCUGUCGAGAAGUAGUACUUGCUGCCACACGAUCGAAGAACGAACCUUAAGAGGGACAUGGUGCACUCCCGAAAUCCAGAAAGCAGUGGAAAAGGGCUACAAAAUUAUCAAAAUUUAUGAAGUAUGGCACUUUGCCCCAAACCAGCGACGAGAGGGAUUGUUUGGAAAAUACGUGAACACGUUUCUAAAAUUAAAACAAGAAGCGAGCGGUUGGCCAGUGGAAGUGGGAGAUGACCCUGAAAAACGUCAAGAUUACAUUGCGAAUUAUCUCCGACAUGAGAACAUUCAAUUACACCCCGACAACAUUGAGAAAAAUCCAGGCAAACGAACUCUCGCAAAACUAAUGAUGAAUUCAUUUUGGGGCAAGUUUGGGGAAAGGCAGAAUAAACCCAAAACAGUCACCAUCAUGCAACCAUCGCAGUUGUACCCCUAUUUGUUCUUGGACAAUUUCUCACUACGAAAUCUGCGCAUCUGCACGGACGAUGUCCUCGAGGCAGUGUUUACGGAAGUGCAAGGUAACAUAGUACCUAGCAACAAAACCAAUAUUUUUGUGGCCAGCUUCACCACUGCCUGGGCCAGAUUACGUUUGUACGAAGCUUUGGACAUAAUGCAAGAGCAGGUACUUUAUUAUGACACGGACUCCGUGAUUUACAAAUGGAAACCCAAUGGGCCAGAAUUACCUCUGGGGCAAUACUUGGGACAAUUCACCAAUGAAUUGGACGAUCCGAGUGAUUACAUUACAGAGUUUGUUAGCGGUGGAGCUAAAAAUUAUGGCUACAGAACUCACAAAGGAAAAACAGAAUGUAAAGUGCGUGGAUUCACCCUGAAUGUGCGAGCCAAAGAGGUCCUCAAUUUUGAGACAUUGAAAAAAAACAUUCUCAGCGAACUUGAUGACCCACAGGAAGAAAGACGUGUUAUCAACGUAAUAAAUCCCAACCAUUUCAAAAGAGACAGCACAAACAAGUCAAUAAAACUUGUAAAACAAGUAAAGCAAUACGGCCUUGUCUUUGACAAGAGGGUGAUUGAUCCGGAAACUAAAAUUAGCUAUCCCUUUGGGUACAACAGAGUGUUAACAGAACCCGAUAAACAGUGA
This is a messenger RNA of Porites lobata, 3927 nucleotides long. The record is from the annotation of a GenBank genome assembly. NCBI's taxonomy places the organism in Eukaryota, Metazoa, Cnidaria, Anthozoa, Scleractinia, Poritidae.